CUGAAAUCCAUCAUGAAGAAGAACGGUGCUGCUGACAAGCAGGGGAACAGAGGAGGAGCCAAGAAGAACCUCAAGUUUGUGGGAGUCAACGGAGGGUAUGAGACCACCUCCAGUGAGGAGGAGUCGAGCGGGGAGGAGAAGGAGGAGGCCGAGGAGGUGGACAGCUCUGAGCCCGAGGAGAUGCAGGAGGAUCAGGAGAAGAAGGAGCAGCAGGAGGAGGGAGCUGGAGAAUCCCAGGGCCAGGGAGAGGCCACUGCCACAGGAGAGAUGGCCCAGGGAACAGGAGCCCAGGCUGGGGAGAUAGAGGGCCAGGGAGACCCUCAGGACCCAGAGACCAGCCAGGCACUCCUGGAGGAGCAGCCAGAAGCAGGGGAGACGAUAGAUAAGGACUUCAUGGAGGCGUGUCACUACAUUAAGGAUCGUAUGGCAGAGGUGGCAACCCCUGAUAAAGAAAUGGUGAGAACAUUUUUCCUCUAAAGUCCAAACAGUAGUGCCUGAGGUUGGUCGCGCUGUUAAAGUCGCCACUCUUGUCACAUAAUGUGAUCCCCGGCCUGUGCGGGACUUCGACCCCACCAGUCUUCACACUAUGUACCCUCCAUCUGUCUCC
Molecule: messenger RNA, 607 nt
Organism: Salmo salar (Atlantic salmon)
Lineage: Eukaryota; Metazoa; Chordata; Actinopteri; Salmoniformes; Salmonidae
Source: RefSeq, a predicted model, not a curated record